Zymoseptoria tritici IPO323 is the source of this 581-nucleotide messenger RNA. RefSeq lists its product as uncharacterized. The annotation marks the transcript as partial. NCBI's taxonomy places the organism in Eukaryota, Fungi, Ascomycota, Dothideomycetes, Mycosphaerellales, Mycosphaerellaceae. The record is from RefSeq and is a predicted model, not a curated record. The transcript has a single exon.
GGUUCGGAGGUGCCGUCCGGACGACCUUUCAGCGCUUGCAAGCCUUUUGGCAUGCUCUAGAGCCGUAUACACCAAAGGCACCUUGCACGAGACAUGGUUCAAGUGGGUCCAUCGCACUGAUGAGGUGUAUGUAGCAAGGGCGAGGCGCGAAACGGUGCCUCAGCCUGGUGUUGUGCCUGAGAUUACCUCGUCGAUACGGGCGGCAGACCAGGGGCAGCGGCGGGAAGACAUCACUGGCCAGGAUGGCGGUCGUCCACGGUCCAGCUCCCCGGGAUAUCACAGGGUCUUGCAAUGGUGAGGCUGCCGCUCUGCUGGCCGAUGAGGACAUUGGUGGGCUGAAAGCGUUGGGAGGCACGAGUGUGGUGACGAUUGUUGUGGAUGCGACAUUGUCGUGUGAAUAGCCAUGGGUCUUGUCAUUGCCCUUGAUGGUCUUGUUCACGUCGCUCAUGGCUCAUCGCUGUCCACGCUGCCGUGGCCCUUGUCCCGAAUCUGCACCAUCUUGAGGUACGCUCCAGCGCAGGUCGGAGAUCUUCGGCGCCAUGCGUCCAUCCCGUGACGAGGCUUACUGCAGUACGAUUCAA